This is a messenger RNA of Scophthalmus maximus (turbot), 752 nucleotides long. Its product is annotated as parvalbumin alpha. The transcript is spliced from 5 exons. Gene Ontology annotation, molecular function: calcium ion binding. Lineage: Eukaryota; Metazoa; Chordata; Actinopteri; Pleuronectiformes; Scophthalmidae. The coding region runs from base 164 to 493 and encodes 109 amino acids. The record is from RefSeq and is a predicted model, not a curated record. Gene Ontology annotation, cellular component: nucleus; cytoplasm.
UUGCCACCCCCUUCUCGGCGGUGUCAGUUGUCUUAUGCCUCAGAUUUCCAUGGAGUGAAACUAUAAAAAGGUCACCGGGAGCACCGGGAAGAUCACUGCAGUCGACUCGACUCUUGUCUGUAUCAUCUGUGCCCUGCGAAGCAAAAGACACCAAAAGAUCAAAAUGGCCUUCAAAGGUGUACUGGAUGAUGCUAAAAUCACUGCAGCCCUGGAAGAGUGCAAAAAACCUGAGUCAUUCUGCCACAAGAAGUUCUUUGGGACUUGCGGUCUGUCCGCCAAGUCCCCCGCGGACGUCAAGGCGGCCUUUGAUAUCAUCGACCAGGACAAGAGCGGUUUCAUUGAGGAGGAUGAGCUGAAGCUGUUCCUGCAGACCUUCAAGGCAGGCGCUCGCUCUCUGACUGAUACCGAGACCAAGAAUCUCCUCAAGGCCGGUGACACCGACAAUGACGGCAAGAUUGGUGCUGACGAGUUCGCUUCCAUGGUGAAGGUAUAAAAUGGCAACUGACCAACAACACCUGCUCUGAUGGAACAACGAAGCCCACGUCGACCUCCCCCAUUUCAUCUGAAUAUAAAUAAUUUUUAUACAUUUGCUUAAGAGACGUUUCCUCAACCACACUGUCCAACGAAAAAAAAAUUAUGAUGAUUGUGAAUGUCGCUCGGUUUUGUUCAUGUCUUAAAUAUCAAUUUUGCUUACUGUAAAAUCUGUCAUGCACUUUCCAGGAACGAACGGGAAAUAAAAAGAAUAAAUAUUC